UUGCGGGGAGGCUGAGAGGGGCGCAUGCAACAACAACUUUUGGAAGGAUGGAAGAGAAGAGGCGAAAAUACUCCAUCAGCAGCGACAACUCUGACACCACUGACAGUCACGCUACAACUGCAUCACGAUGCUCCAAACUGCCCAGCAGCACCAAGUCGGGCUGGCCCCGGCAGAACGAAAAGAAGCCCUCAGAGGUUUUCCGGACAGACUUGAUCACAGCCAUGAAGAUCCCAGACUCCUGCCAGCUCAGCCCGGAUGACUACUACAUCCUGGCCGACCCGUGGCGACAGGAAUGGGAGAAGGGCGUGCAGGUGCCCGCGGGGGCAGAGGCCAUUCCAGAGCCCGUGGUGAGGAUCCUCCCGCCGCUGGAAGGCCCCCCUACCCAGGUGUCCCCUAGCAGCUCUGAACUUGGUGAGGGCUCCCAGCCUGAUUGGCCUGGGGGCAGCCGCUAUGACCUGGACGAGAUUGAUGCCUACUGGCUGGAGCUCAUCAACUCGGAGCUCAAGGAGAUGGAGAGGCCCGAGCUAGACGAGCUGACACUGGAGCGUGUGCUGGAGGAGCUAGAGACCCUGUGCCACCAGAAUAUGGUGCGGGCCAUCGAGACUCAGGAGGGCUUGGGCAUCGAGUAUGAUGAGGACGUCGUCUGUGAUGUGUGUCGCUCUCCCGAGGGUGAAGAUGGCAAUGAGAUGGUCUUCUGUGACAAAUGCAACGUCUGCGUGCACCAGGCAUGCUACGGGAUCCUCAAGGUGCCCACGGGCAGCUGGCUGUGCCGGACGUGUGCCCUGGGUGUCCAGCCAAAGUGCCUGCUCUGCCCCAAACGAGGAGGAGCCUUGAAGCCCACCAGAAGCGGGACCAAGUGGGUGCACGUCAGCUGCGCUCUGUGGAUUCCUGAGGUCAGCAUUGGGUGUCCAGAGAAGAUGGAGCCCAUCACCAAGAUCUCGCAUAUCCCAGCCAGCCGCUGGGCUCUGUCCUGCAACCUCUGCAAGGAGUGCACAGGCACCUGCAUCCAGUGUUCCAUGCCUUCCUGCGUCACAGCGUUCCACGUCACGUGCGCCUUUGACCAUGGCCUGGAAAUGCGGACUAUCUUAGCAGACAACGACGAGGUCAAGUUCAAGUCGUUCUGCCAGGAGCACAGUGACGGGGGGCCUCGGGGGGAGCCCACUUCCGACCCCACGGAGCCGAGCCCUGCCGGCGAGGACCUGGAGAAGGUGACCGUGCGCAAGCAGCGGCUGCAGCAGCUGGAGGAGGACUUCUACGAGCUGGUGGAGCCGGCCGAGGUGGCCGAGCGGCUGGAGCUGGCUGAGGCGCUGGUUGACUUCAUCUACCAGUACUGGAAGCUGAAGAGGAAAGCCAAUGCCAACCAGCCACUGCUGACCCCCAAGACCGACGAGGUGGACAACCUGGCCCAGCAGGAGCAGGAUGUCCUGUACCGCCGCCUCAAGCUCUUCACACACUUGCGGCAGGACUUGGAGAGGGUUAGAAAUCUGUGCUACAUGGUGACAAGGCGCGAGAGAACGAAGCACGCCAUCUGCAAACUGCAGGAGCAGAUAUUCCACCUGCAGAUGAAACUGAUUGAACAGGACCUGUGUCGAGGCCUGUCCACCUCCUUCCCCAUCGAUGGCACCUUCUUCAACAGCUGGCUGGCUCAGUCAGUGCAGAUCACGGCGGAGAACAUGGCCAUGAGCGAGUGGUCACUGAACAACGGGCACCGCGAAGACCCUGCUCCGGGGCUGCUGUCAGAGGAGCUGUUGCAAGACGAGGAGACGCUGCUGAGCUUCAUGCGGGACCCCUCGCUGCGACCUGGGGACCCUGCCAGGAAGGCCCGGGGCCGCACCCGCCUGCCUGCCAAGAAGAAGCCACCACAGGAUGGGCCUGGCUCACGGACGACUCCAGACAGAUCCCCCAAGAAGCCCUGGGGCCAGGAUGCAGGCAGCGGCAAGGGGGGGCAGGGGCCAGUGGCCCGGAAACCAACGCGGCGAACGCCUUCCCACCUGCCGUCUAGCCCUGCAGCUGGGGACUGUCCCAUCCCGGCAGCCCCCGAGAGCCCCCCGCCUCUGGCCCCCGAGGUCCCGGACGAGGCAGCCCCAAUGGCUGCCGACUCGAAUGUCCAAGUGCCUGGCCCUACAGCGAGCCCCAAGCCCUUGGGCCGGCUCCGGCUGCCCCGCGAAAACAAGGGAACCCGGAGAUCGCCAGGUGCCAGGCCUGAUGCUGGGACAGGACCGCCCUCUGCUGUGGCCGAGAGGCCCAAGGUCAGCCUACACUUUGACACUGAGACCGAUGGUUACUUCUCUGAUGGGGAGAUGAGCGACUCAGAUGUGGAAGCUGAGGACAGUGGGGUGCAGCGGGCUCCCCGGGAAGCAGGGGCUGAGGAGGUGGUCCGCAUGGGGGUGCUGGCCUCCUAAGUCACCCCCUACCCCGUCCCAGGCCCUGCCCUGGUCCUCCCGUGAGGCCUCAGCCCAGUCACAACUGCCAUUUUCAAUCUCUGCUGAGUGUCUCAGACCCUUGAGACUGCCACUCUGUUGUGGUUUUAUUUUUAAUAUAGAGAGAGUUUUGAAUUCCAC
This is a messenger RNA of Odobenus rosmarus divergens (Pacific walrus), 2561 nucleotides long. It is a transcript of the gene JADE2, whose product is annotated as PHD finger protein 15. Gene Ontology annotation, biological process: regulation of transcription by RNA polymerase II. Gene Ontology annotation, cellular component: histone acetyltransferase complex. Bases 48 to 2402 code for a protein of 784 amino acids. The record is from RefSeq and is a predicted model, not a curated record. The transcript is spliced from 11 exons. NCBI's taxonomy places the organism in Eukaryota, Metazoa, Chordata, Mammalia, Carnivora, Odobenidae.